Messenger RNA from Thelazia callipaeda (thelaziosis nematode), 903 nucleotides. Lineage: Eukaryota; Metazoa; Nematoda; Chromadorea; Rhabditida; Thelaziidae. The record is from the annotation of a GenBank genome assembly.
AUGUCACAAUACUUACCACCUAUGGUGAAGGGACGUCAAUGUCAAAUCGAUAAUUAUGAUUUGCUUAUCAAAACAGACCAAGAUGGAAGGAAAAUGUAUACGUACACGGUAACUUGGCAUGAGGUAGAUCAAGUCGAAGAGUCAAAGUCAACUGAUGAAGUGUCUCUUGCUACACCGACUCCAGAAUUUUCAUUCAUGAAACUAUCGACAACUAAAACCAUAUCUCCAGAAAAACUAAAAAUUUGCAAAGAAACUGUAUCAAACAGUACUUGUCGUCCAGAAAUUCCUGAAUGUUGUUGUGAUGGGCCAUGUGGCAAAAUUAAACCAGUAACUGAAAUGCAUGUUAUGGGUUUAUGUGACCAUUAUAUCUGUAAAGAUUGCUUUGAAAAUGCUCCAGCUGUUGAAACAGCUGGUGGCUUUGGUUGUCCCAAUUUACGUUGUUACCGAACGGAUUUGGCAUGCUUAUGUACUAGUCGUCAACAUCGUCAGCGAAAACUACAUGAAAUUCUUGCCAUGCCCUUACAUAAGACAACUUCAGCUUCAAACAUGGAAAAGGAGAAAAAAGAUGAAAUGAUAGAACGUUUCAAAAGUAUGCCAUGUUUGUAUUUGGUUAAUGUUCGUCUAACAACUUUUACGUUAUUAAAAAAUUCACAUCAUAUAUGCCGGCAACAGCAAGUUAUUGAAAUGUAUGACAAUUACACAAUGUAUCAAGCAUUAAAUCUGCUCAAGCAAUAUGCAGGAAUUGACAGUUUGGAUAUAGCCAAGUGUGUAUAUUACUGUCCAAGUGGUCGUAUCAAUGAACGUAGAGCAUGGAUACAAGUAGGAAAAGAUGAUCUACUCACACCAAUUACACGAUUUGGAAGAGAAGAGCGCAUUGAUAUUAUAUUUGAUUGUGCCAAUUAG